Zerene cesonia (dogface butterfly) is the source of this 2729-nucleotide messenger RNA. Its product is annotated as SH2 domain-containing protein 5-like. Lineage: Eukaryota; Metazoa; Arthropoda; Insecta; Lepidoptera; Pieridae. The record is from RefSeq and is a predicted model, not a curated record. The transcript is spliced from 12 exons. The coding region runs from base 134 to 1672 and encodes 512 amino acids.
CACCCGCACAGCGACGGCCCGCGCCGCCGGUCGCGCUCUUCGUCCGUCCGUCCGUCCGUCUGUCCGUUUGUUUGUUUCGCUAAUGUGUGUUAUGUGAUAGUGCUCCCGUGGGGGAUGUGGCCAACAUCGCAACAUGUUGGCAGUACGCCAUGCCAAGUACCUGGGUUCAUUCCCGGCGGCGGGCGGCGAGCACGCGGCGCGAGUCGACACGGUCACACGGAGGCUGCAUCUAAUGAAGCAGGAAAGCGGACACGCAGUGCCGGUAUUAGUGGUGGUCGCGCUCUCCGGGGUCAAGGUAUGCGACCCCGAAGACCAGAGCGUGCGCAUGUCGCAUGCGCUGCGGCGCAUCUCGUACGCGACGUGUGAGGCGGCGCGCGCGCUGUUCGCGUUCGUGGCGCGCGAGCCGCGCUCCGAGCCCGCGCACCAGUACUGCCACGCGUUCGAGACCGACUCGCCCGACCAGGCGGAGGAGUUAAACGCGUUGGUAGGAGAUGCGUUCCGCAUGGCGUUCGCCUCGCAACUGCAGCCCUCCGCUCCGCUAUGGAGUAAGGAGCUAAGCGGGGGAUCGUGCGCUCGCGCUCCCGACUCGCUGCCCGGUCUCAAUCACCACUAUCCUCAUUGUUUAGACAGAUCGGGCACGCAAUGCGACAUAGCGCACUCGAAGCUGGAGGGCUCCGCGAGCUCGGCGAGCGAGGCGAGCGAGGCCAGCCCCAGCUCGUCGGAGGACUGGAACUCGCCCGCCGAGCUCAGCUGCUACCGCCGCCUGGGCGAUCGGCUCGAGCGUUUCGAGCGCGUAGAGCGCGAGCGGCCGCCGCUGAUGAAGCGGCUGGCGCUGGGGCUGAGCGGCGCGCUGCUGCAGCCCUCCGAUGACGACGCUACGCCACUCGUCGCCGACACGCCCUCCACGCCCACGAACGCGCCGCUGUGUAUGAACGGCGGGUACAUCAACGAAGCGAGCGAGCGCGCGCGCGCCGCGCCGCCGCCCGCCGAGCGCGACACCAGGCACAAGCACCUCGCUAACGGUCGUCCAUCCGGCGGCAGUGUAGCGGCAUCAUCGUCUUCAGGGGAAUCCUCGUGCGGCGCGUCGCGGGACUCGCGAGACUCGCGGGACUCACGGGACUCGCGCGACUCGGGCAACAACAACUUGCGGCCGCUCGAGCCAGAGCUCAAGAAUGCGCCGUGGUUCCAGCAGGGUAUACCUAGAGAGAUCGCGCUGGAAGUGCUAUCGGCGGCGGCGCCGGGCGCGUUCCUGGUGCGCGGCAGCACCACGCAGGCGGGCUGCCUGGCGCUGUCGCUGCGUGUGCCGACGCACUUCGCGCCCUCCGGCAUCGCGCACUACCUCAUCCUCGCCACCGCCAAGGGGUACAAGAUCAAGGGUUUCACAAAGGAGUUCAGCUCGCUGAGCGCGCUGGUGACGCACCACAGUGUGAUGCCGGAGCUGCUGCCGGUGGCGCUGCGGCUGCCGCGCGCGCCCGCCCGCCCGCGCGCCGACCUCGAGCCGCUCGACGCGCUCGCCGCGCUCGUGCGCCGCGACCCGCCGCACGCGCCGCACCCGCCGCACCCGCCGCACCCGCCGCACCCGCCGCACCCGCCGCACCCGCCGCAUCCGCAGCACGCGCCGCACCCGCCGCACUCCGCGCACCCGCCCCACCAGCCGCGCACCACGGCGUGAUGCCCCGCGCGUACACCCGACCCAAGACCCGCCGCGUAACUGUGCUAGUAUAAAACUCAGUUACGCACCGACCCAGACAUACACAACCGUAAGUUGCAGGGAGACGAUGCAUUUGGAGAUGUGAAGUCAGUAUCAUGAAACGAAGUAUUAAAUAUAUUUAUGUUCAUAAUAUUCCUUAGUACAACCUUAGCACACACACAAGUCAAAAAAGAGAAAAGUCGCAUAAGAGGCUUAUACCAAAACAUUUGAAAGACCGCUAUAAGAGGACAUGAAGGCUUCAUUAAAAUAUACACCGGUCGGGAAUGGUUACUGAUACAAAACAUAAAAAUAAAUAAAGGUUUUUUGCUUUAUUUAGUUUCUUUUUUUUCACAUAUGGAGUAAAUGAAAAUGAAACUGUCAUACAAGUCAAAUUGUGUCGUGAUCGAACAAAUUUUUUUAGUUUAUAAUUAAGUCCUUCAUUAAAUCACAUAAUAUAUAGUAAAUUUUUUGAAUUGGUAUAUAACGUCUGUACGGGCGAGGCUACAAUUUUAAUAAAGUGUCACCGAAAUCGUAUUAUUCUCUCGUGAGUUUUUCAUCGAAAAGUGACAGUGUCGUCAGAAAAUCAUGUGAAACAUCAAUUACCAUGUGGUUUAUGUACAAUUACAGAAUUCCUAAGAGGAAUCAUAAUUAUGUAAUACUAGGACUGACUGUAAUAUCAACGUUACAAAUACUCGAUUGUAAUCGUGAUUGCAGAGUGCAUUACUCAUUGUUACUUGAGUUAUAAAUUAUAAAUGAAUAAAAUAAAUUAGGCGAAAUAAAAAAAAGCGUUAUAAGUCAUCGUUGGGAAGUCAUUAAAUUAUUGAACGUUGUUUACUGGUCGCUAAGAUAGGUUUUAAAUAAUGUGAUAAUUAUAUAGUGUGUAUUAUAUAUAUGUAAAAUGUAUAUGAUUGUAAUUAUAGCAUUUAUAGUAAUUUUGUGUCAUAUUUUUUUACGUAGGGAAUGCAAAGCGAUUACGUUAUGGAGGUCGAAUAGUGUCACUUCAUAUGGAAAAUGUGAAAUUAAUUAAUUUUUUAUUUUA